Messenger RNA from Maudiozyma barnettii, 5712 nucleotides. It is a transcript of the gene STT4, whose product is annotated as 1-phosphatidylinositol 4-kinase STT4. The record is from RefSeq and is a predicted model, not a curated record. Gene Ontology annotation, molecular function: 1-phosphatidylinositol 4-kinase activity. The transcript has a single exon. NCBI's taxonomy places the organism in Eukaryota, Fungi, Ascomycota, Saccharomycetes, Saccharomycetales, Saccharomycetaceae. The coding region runs from base 1 to 5712 and encodes 1903 amino acids. Gene Ontology annotation, cellular component: cytoplasm; plasma membrane. Gene Ontology annotation, biological process: phosphatidylinositol phosphate biosynthetic process; phosphatidylinositol-mediated signaling.
AUGAUUGGGGAUAGCAGUAAGAUAUUAUCACUCAGAGCAAGAGCUUUGAGUAAACUCGCAAAGACUUAUGUCAAUGAGCCUGAUAUUGGACAAUCAGAGACAACUGAGGAAGCUUCCUCCAAUAAAGUUGGAAAUAAUUUGGAUAUAAUUACACGUUCCCUUCCUAUUUUUUAUUCUUCUGAUACAUCGAGAAUAUACACCAUUCCACUUACAUUGAAUGAGUGGGAAAUAAUUUUAGCCAUAAGUAGUUCCGUUUCAGACUCUGAGGCCCAUGCAAUUGAUUUAUUAGACAAUGUAAUCUCAAAAUAUUUCACUGAUUCCCCUCGACAAAGAGUGUCUGAUGUUCUAUUAGCUAAAUUCAGGUUGAAUGAUAUGAGAAACCCUAAUGAAAUUAUCACAUUCCAACUUACCAAGUAUUUGAUUACAAUUAGUAGUAAGUUCAGUAGUACUGUUAACAAUUGUUUAGGUUUGUUUGAUCGUUACCUGGAAGAAAUAAAGAACUUGUACAUGACAAAACCAUCUAGUAUAUUUUCCUUGCUAGGGUUAAUGAAUGCCUUCAUCCAAGACAAUUCUUGUUUGGAAUUGUCUACUUUCAUGUGGAAAAAAUUAUCUACCUUAUUUACGAAAGAAGAUUUCUUAUCACACAUUGAAACAAAUCUAGCAUCAUCUCCUUCGUUCAUGAACGACUCUAUUGUUCAAUAUUUUGCGGCAGGGUAUGAAAUAUCAGGACCUCUUUUUAUUAAUUUGUUAUCUAAAAUGCAAGUUAGUCUGGCGUGUAGAGUACUUGGUAUUCAAUACAAACAAGAUUCUCUGAUGAAUUACCUAGUUGAACAACAAGUCACAUUUUUUAAGAAUCAGGCAAAUUUAUCGAAUUCUGAUAAAAGAUUUACUCUUCCAAGUCAUGUCUUAAAGGAUGUAGAAAAUCAUAGACCUUUACUCCAAGAGGUCUGUAAAUUUAUUUUAAGUUAUUCUCUCUCCAUGGAAGAGUCCUCAUUCGAGAUGUCAGAUGACUCAAGAGCUAAAUUCUCAUUUGACACUAGAGCUUACUUCGUUCAAUUCUUAUGUUUGACCCCAUAUCUCCAAGAUGCGACCCUCAUGAAGGACUAUGUUGAUUUAUUGGGUUUAUGCAUGGAUCGCUAUUUCUUAUCAGAUACUAUAACACCUCAAUUUGUCAGCAGCAUUGUUACAGCAGCAUCACUACUUAACUUCCUAACAGAAGAAUUAUCAGAGGCCUUACUUCGUUCAUUACCUUUAUUAGUUGGCUCAGAACAUAUGAAACCGACAAAUAUUAAAGACAUUUGCGAGACAUUCAGUAUUGGUUUAUUGCCUCUCAAUGAAGAUUCUAUUGUUAGCACAAUUUAUUCAAUUAAUAACCUAUUAACUAAUGCUAAUGACAAAUUUAGUAAUAAUCUAAUUAAAGAACGUCAAUUGACCGUAACUUCUGGAAGUUCUUUCCGAUUUGAUGAUAUUCCUAGAUCAAACUCCUUUGACGCAUUAAGGCAAUUGAAAAACCAGAUAAUAACUCCGCCAAACAAUGGAAAACUAGAUAGAAAAUCGGAAGUUAAAUAUCAAAAGGAUCUAUUUGAGAACUGUGUCACAGCAACCACUACAAUUGCUUCUAAAUAUGAUAAUCAUACUAUCACUAAUUUAACUAUAACAAUUCUUACUCAAAAAGUAGGUGUAAUUAGUGACGAUUUGGAUGAAAUUGUCCUUAAGGCACUGGCAGAUAUAACACCGUGUUGUACAACAAGUCAAUUUUCGAUGAUUCUGAAGUUUUUUAGAUCCAUUGAUGCGAUUGCUACAAAAAAUGAUAAUCAUAAGUUGAUAGAUGCCAUAAGUGUAUCUAAGAAUGUGAUGUCAUCGAAGUUAUUGGAAUCAAAGACUUUUGAAGAUGAAAUCUAUAAGAUGUACCUGAUAGAUUUAUUGGAUAGCAUUAUAUCUAGCGGUGAAGUUGAGAAGCCAGAGCACCAUAGACCUCAUACAGAAAUUUCUCGUGUGGCAGAUCAAAUUACUGGUUAUCUAAAGCCACUUGCUACGCUGCUUCCUAAACCAGGAAAAACACCAAUUGACCUAAGAACGGAUGAAGCAUUGACUAACAUGUUCAGGAAUGUUUGGUUUAAUAUGGUUGUCCAUGGUUUUUUCUAUGAUUCAGAAAUUGUGAAAGUUAAUUAUGAUGCGCUCUCCACCAUUGCAUUUAAUAGUCCCCCACUUGCUUCAAACUUUCCCGCGAACAAUAAAGAAAUGUCAUUAGAUAUGAACACAAUUUUGCGUAGGGGUUCUUCCAAUUCUAAUAUUAAGCAACAAAAGCAAAUUAUUUCUCGCUAUCUGAAUGCAAAUGCUGUUCAGCAACGGACAUUUUCCAAUUCAAAAGUUAUGUUCCUAGCAGCAACAAUCCUUUUAGAAACCAUAAGAUGUGAAGCCGGCGAUUGUUCAAAAAUUCUAUUGUAUCUAACCGAUCCUUCGGUGGGUUCAAGUAAUAUUGACAAGUCAAUAAUAUCUAUGUCGAUUGAUAUGGUUAAAAAGUUCGUCAAAUUAACAGAAGUUGGUAACCUUCAGCUAUUUAACUCAAAAUCUAUCGCAUCUCAACUGAAUGACAUAUUUUUAUGCAUGGCAGAUAAGAAUACGUUGUUGCAAGAUGCAUCAUUCCAGUGUUGUGAUUUAUUUAUAAAGUCUAUCCCAUCUUCCCUAUGUCACCAUAAUUCAUUGUAUACCUUGCUGGAUCUACUGACUACAUUAUUCGACAGUGUUGUUAACUGUCAGACAAACAAAUUUGAUGUGAAAUAUGAAUUCUAUCUAAAUCAUUCUCAAAGAAAAAUACUUAUACCCGGUUCAAAAUCUUGGAGGACUGCAACACUUUCUGGGCUACGGAGAGCUGCUAAAGAUUGGUUGAGAUUUUUAUUGAAUUGUGCUAAUCAAGAUACAAAAAUUUUGUUACAAUCAUAUGUGUCUGAUAUUGGGCAGUCAAGAAAAACCAAUAAAGUUGAGUACGGUGUGUCAUUUGCCAUUGAGAUGGCAGGACUUAUUAUUCCUGCAGAUAAAGAAUUGUAUAGAAUUUCAUAUAAGGGAUCGAACAGACCAAAUACAAUUGCAUCCUUUAUAGCACAACAUUCUUGGAGGUCUAAGUUUCUGGUGGAUACUGCUAUUGCUUCAUCCAAGGAAGACAUUUCAAGAUCACUGGAUAGGCAAGUGAAAUCUAUUAGACAAAAACUGGACAAUAACAUUAAAAUUUCUAUCAAGGAAAUUACAGACUUUUUGGAUAUGUCAGCUGCGCUACUAAUCUUAAGUACAGCAAAGGCUGGCUCUAUUAUUUCAGAUAUUGUACACGUUCCUUUCGAGAUAUUUUCAUCUGACGCACUAGAAAUUGCAACCAAUGUUUGGUUAACAGUGAUAAAAGAAAGACCUGAUAUGGCUCAUAUUUUAUUAUCAGAAGUUGCAUUUUGUUGGAUGAAUUCUAUUGAUGCUGGCCGUGGUUUGUAUUCACAAGAAUUUGACGUAGUACCUACUGAUAAUCAGAUGAUGGAAUAUUCCCCGUAUAAUAAGAAGGGAAUUGAUAGAGCUGCAAAAUUAGCAGCUGACUCAUUGAAGCCUCACAGAUAUAUUGUUAAAUUUUUUUCGUCUCAUUUCGAAGGUACCAGGUUUGAGAGUAAAUCUCUUUUAAGAAUAUUUACUAGGACAGUUGAAUAUGGUCUUUCCAAAUUGAAUGGAGCCUCAUAUCAUCCAUUUGCGCGUAUGAUUCGUAAUGAAUUUCUAGUGUUUGGUUUAGCAAUUUUAAAGGCUAAUCAAAAACAAGGUACAAUACAUGUUGAUAGACUAUGCCAUUCAAUAGUUGAUGCUGCUUUGUCGUGGUUUGUCGCUUUACCAUCGUGGCCAUUUGGUUCCAAUGAGUUGAAAAACAAUGCUGACUUAACAGUUUUAUUGGAACUUUAUAAAAAGGUCGAUGAACUAUCCGAUAUUUUACAACGUACCUGUGGUAAAGAAUUUGAAUUGUUGAAGUAUUUCUUAGCAAAUGAAAUUCAGAUUAUCGAAACAUGGUUAGCUCCAUUGUCAAAAAUUGAAGGGGCUAACAAGAAUGAUCCUUCAGAAGCAUUAGUAACAGUUGCUUUUAACAAGAUGCCAUCAUUAGCUGUGAAUCUAGUGAAAAGAUAUCCAAAGGAUAAACUAGUGAGAAUUCUGGAGACAUUGGUUGCGAAGGAUCCAUUAAUGUGUGUUGGUGUACCUGAAGCAUUAGAUAUAUAUCUAGAUACAGCAUUUACAAAGAAAGACUUACACCCAAUAGUUUAUUGGACACCAGUUAGUCCCUUGAAGUCUAUUGGCCUAUUCCUACAGAAAUGGAAUAAAAAUGAAUUUAUUCUGCAAUAUGGUAUUUAUUCCCUGGAGUCACAUGAUGUUAACGUUACAUUCUUUUACGUCCCUCAAAUUGUGCAAUGUUUAAGAUAUGAUCAUACAGGCUACGUCGAAAAAUUAAUAUUAGAUACCGCAAAAAUUAGUGUUUUAUUUUCUCAUCAAAUUAUCUGGAAUAUGCUGGCAAAUUGUUACAUUGGUGAUGAUGGGCUAGUUGAAGAUGCCAUUAAACCAACAUUGGAUCGUGUUCGUGAAAAGAUGGUCAAAACAUUUUCCAAGAAACAUUAUGACUUUUAUAAAGAAGAAUUUGGAUUCUUCAGUGAUGUUACCUCAAUCUCAGGUAAAUUGAAACCAUAUAUUAAGAAAAGUAAAGCUGAAAAGAAGCAAAAAAUUGAUGAAGAAAUGAAAAAAAUUAUAGUCAGGCCUGGUGCAUACUUACCCUCCAACCCAGAUGGUAUUGUUAUUGAUAUUAAUCGUACUAGUGGUAAACCGUUACAAUCUCAUGCAAAAGCACCAUUCAUGGCUACUUUUAAGAUCAAAAAAACAAUGGAAGAUCAAAGUUCUGGGGAACAAAUAGAAGUCGAAAAAUGGCAAGCCGCUAUCUUCAAGGUUGGUGAUGAUUGUAGACAAGAUGUCUUAGCCUUACAAUUAAUAUCUAUGUUCAGAACAAUAUGGUCUGAUAUUGGCUUAGAUGUCUAUGUGUUUCCUUACCGUGUCACAGCUACGGCUCCUGGCUGUGGUGUUAUUGAUGUGUUACCUAAUUCAGUCUCUAGAGAUAUGUUAGGUCGUGAGGCCGUCAAUGGAUUAUAUGAAUAUUUUGUUAGUAAGUUUGGUGAUGAAAGUACAAUUGAGUUUCAACGUGCAAGAAACAAUUUUGUUAAAUCCCUUGCUGGGUAUAGUGUUAUUUCAUAUUUGUUACAAUUCAAGGAUAGACAUAAUGGUAACAUUAUGUAUGAUGAUCAAGGUCAUUGUUUACAUAUUGAUUUUGGAUUCAUUUUUGAUAUUGUCCCAGGUGGUGUCAAAUUUGAAGCAGUGCCAUUUAAAUUAACUAAAGAGAUGGUUAGAGUAAUGGGUGGUUCUGAUGAGACACCAGCUUACUAUGCUUUUGAAGAAUUGUGUAUCAAGGCAUAUAUGGCUGCUAGACCACAUAUGGAUUCUAUCAUUGAAUGUAUUGAACCAAUGUUAGGGAGUGGUUUGCCAUGUUUCAAAGGUGGUAAGACCAUUAAGAACCUGGAAGCAAGAUUUCAACCUCAAAGGACUGAUCAUGAGGCCGCAAUGUAUAUGAAGGGCCUUAUCAGAAAGAGUUUCGAAAGUAUGUUUACAAAAGGUUACGAUGAAUUCCAAAGGCUCACCAAUGGUAUACCAUACUGA